This is a messenger RNA of Strongylocentrotus purpuratus (purple sea urchin), 4343 nucleotides long. RefSeq names its product testis potassium dependent sodium/calcium (gene NCKX). Gene Ontology annotation, biological process: intracellular calcium ion homeostasis; calcium ion transmembrane transport. Gene Ontology annotation, molecular function: calcium, potassium:sodium antiporter activity; calcium channel activity. The record is from RefSeq and is a predicted model, not a curated record. Lineage: Eukaryota; Metazoa; Echinodermata; Echinoidea; Camarodonta; Strongylocentrotidae. Bases 338 to 2767 code for a protein of 809 amino acids. Gene Ontology annotation, cellular component: membrane. The transcript is spliced from 12 exons.
UGAUGCAGUCACUUUGGUAGCAGAGUGAGAAAAACCCACGUACUGUUUAUAUUCACAGAUUCUCAAGCAGGCGAUGUUGUGCGCUGCGUGCCAUAGCAGACUACACGCGAAGGACUCUCCGUCAUACCGUUUGUCUAUCACCGUCUCGAUAGGAAUGGAAUGGAAUACUUCAAGAUGAAUAUCUGUCAUCAAAUAUCUCUGUCGACACGUGAUGUUGUUUGGAGUCAUACCCAGAUAUAAACGGAUGGGACUGAACUUGAUGUAAACACAGCUGAGUUACGGGUCUUCAUUUAUUUAUUUACAUCGCAGUAUAUAGCACAACAUAUACGUCGGAACAAUGCAAUCACAUGAAAUAGCAGUCCAAUCCGAGCCUGUGAGACGAACUGGCCGCCUCAGGAAACCACCAUGGCGCCACCGGGUUGGACUCGGGGGACGGGACAAGAGCAAGAUCGGUACACUCAACAAACAGUGGCUAUCAAGAACCUCCAUCGUAGUCGCAUUUUUUCUCAUCUCUUCCAUACUAUACAUCACAUCAAACAGAGCAUCUGAUAUGCAAGACAAAUACCAAUCAGAUGGUAACAUGGGUAGGAGUUUAUUGUCGAAUGAAAGCGGCGGCCAUGUAAGACCGCCCUGGGAGACAUGCAGCUUCGAAUCCGUUAAUCAACCAGUACUCUGGGUCAUCUUCUAUGCUAUAUUUGUCAUCAUUUUGUUCAUCGCAAUCGCAAUAAUUUGCGAUGACUUCUUUGUGCCUUCGCUGGAGGUGAUCUCGGAGACCCUCAGCCUAUCGGAAGAUGUCGCCGGAGCGACCUUCAUGGCGGCGGGAUCGUCGGCUCCGGAGCUCUUCACAGCCGUCAUCGGUGUCGCCUUCGAAAGCGAUGUCGGGGUCGGCACCAUCGUGGGAUCAGCCGUGUUCAACAUCCUCAUCAUCAUCGCACUCACAGCUGCUCUAGCUGGUCAGGUUCUUAAUUUGGACUGGCGCCCUCUGGCGCGUGAUAGUUUCUUCUACGGUCUGUCCUUGGUGUGUUUCAUCGUCUUCUCUUGGGACACGGAGUUCACGUGGUGGGAGUCCCUCAUCCUUGUCAUCCUCUACGUCAUCUAUCUCAUCCUCAUGAAGGUUAAUCCCAUCAUUAUGGACAAGACCAAGCACAUCACAUGUGGUGGUUUCUGUCGCAACGAGGUAGCUCCAUUGGAUGCCGAGGCGGGCGAGGCUGUCGGAGAGACCGCGGUACAGACCGUUACCGAUGGACCUGAAAACCCCGGACAAAACGGAACAGCCAACGGCAAUGCCUUACCGCGCAAGCUACCACCCCUUCAGGCGCACGAGCUUUCGGAAGAGAACCGAAAGAUAUCAGUUCUGUCCAACCAGUCGUUAGCAGUACCAGGCAACAAUCAUAUAUUCCAUCACGUGAAACAUGGAGAACUGUCUUCUAACUUUACCUCAUCGAGUUACGAUCUUAGAAAACUCACACGAGAUACUGACAGUCGGUUAGGUUCGCGACCUAAUAGCGCUCACUCUACAGCGCUUAGCUCGCGACCCGAUUCCCAAGCAUCGCUUGUAAAUAAUAAUAAUACAAAUAUCAACGGCGACGUGAACGCCAACAACAAUAACAUUCCCAUGGUAACAAAGACAAAUGGAAGCAUCGGCAACCACCAGAAUGGGGUUGUUCCGACCGUUGUCGCCUCUGAUGGGCGAAUGAACGGGGACUUGGUGGUGGGAGACAUGGAGAGUUUGGGUGGGGAUAGCCAGGGUGACUUUGGUAGUCAGACGCAGUUGCUAAGCGUGCCGGGUAAAGGUAACGCGAUGAUUAUGCGCGAUAAUGAUUCAGGGAUCCACAGCGCGCACGGAAACACCCCUGUCAUUCCCGAGUCUUCCUCUGACCCCUCUUCUGAUUCUUCCGACCCAAAGAGAAGACAGUCCCUGGUAGAUGGCCUCAAUCAUCCUCACCACCAUCAUCAUCAUCAUGAUGAACAUGACGGGGACCACAAGCCACACGCUCAGGGUGAGAAGGAAGAAGAAGAGGAUAAGAAAUCGGAGGAUUCUGAGGAAGAGCCGACACUUCGUCCCCUGCCCUGCCUACCAGCUAUCAACAUGUACUACCCUGAUAAGGAGAUCCUGGAGAGUACUUGUGGUUGUCUUCGCUACUCACUCAAAUGGUUGCUGUUUGUGAUUAGCUUUCCCUUUAUGUGUGCCUUCUCAUGGACCAUCCCCAACUGUAGCGUGCCACGUCUCAGGAAGUGGUAUGUAGCCUCUUUUCUGCUGUCCAUCUUCUGGAUUGCUGCACUCAGCUUCGGGAUGGUAACCCUGGUCGUGAAGAUAGGAUGUAUUCUCAAUAUCAGUGAUUACACCAUGGGUCUCGUCAUCGUCGCAGUCGGGACAAGCGUACCGGAUGCAUUGAGCUCCAUCCUAGUCGCCCGCGAUGGUUACGGCGACAUGGCAGUCUCCAACGCCAUCGGCUCCAACGUCUUCGACAUCAACCUCGGAAUCGGACUACCCUACCUCAUCCGAAUCGCCAUCAACGGCGGCACCAACAUCGCCCUCCUCAACCCUGCAGACCAGCUGCGUUUCGACGACGGUGCAUUCGGCCCGAUCCCACCCCAUGCCAAGUUUGGUUUCAUCCUCCUCCUCAUCCUCCUCUUCACCAUCCUCGCUUUCACCGCCGUUCGAUUCCGCCUCAACGCCGUCAUCGGGGUCUCCUUCGCCAUCAUGUACGUCCUCUUCAUGGUGUAUGCCUUCGUGCAGGAGAUCGUUUGCGAUGGUGGAUGCUAACGACCACCACAACACGAACAGCAAGCACAUACAAACAACAAACUAAUAGAUACAAGAGCGAUAAACACUAGUAAAUUCAAGCAAAGUAUCAGGCAACAUUAUACUGUUUUUAAAUUAAUAUGGCAAAAAUUAUGAAAUGAAUUAUGGAUGAUGUAAAUGAUUAUGCUUCAUAAAGUAAAUUCUGGCAAAUCAAAUUCAUCGAUGGGUUAAAAUUUAAAAAGUAAAUAUUAAAGUAGGAUGCACAUUUCCGUUUGUAUGUGCUGAAAAAUGACAAAGGUUAGAUAAAAUAGCAAUAAUCAAAUUUGCAUAUUCUUUCUGAGAAUGCAAUCGUAUAAUUAUGAACACCCGGUUAUCAAUCAAAAGGUAUUUACUAUUAGAGCAAAAUCGUGUUAUAGACUUUGGGAGAAAAGAAAAGGCUCAGAGUAUCAUGAACAUUUCAUAAAUCUACAUUUUAUCAUGGAGAAAUUAAACCUAUAAACGCUAUUGUAAUACACUUAACAAUGCUCUUCGAAACAUUGUUCAUAAGAUAUUUUCCCUUAGAUUUUUUGUUCCGUCUUUCGAUAUUGGUAGAGUCAUCCGGGUAACUUGGUUUCUAUUUAUGUCUUGCCAUAGACCGCUAUUAUAUUUAAAAAGUGAAUAUCAAAAUUCCGUCCAAUUAUAGCUUUACAGUUUGUUAGACACAAUGUUAUUGUACAUAUAUUCCAAGAUACACAAGCAUGGACUAAAAUGUAUAGAAUUGGAUUAAUAAAUUUGAUCUAUUUCAUGGUGUUCUUUUGAAGAGAUACAAAUUUCGAAUUAUUUAUAUUUUGCGUUGUUAUAGUGCAAUGUUAUAACCGGUAUCUUCUUUUCUCUCUUGCUUCAAUCCCAACAUUUUCAAAUGUUGUGGUCGGUGUUGUAAUUGCAAUGCAGAUGAGGAUGGAUUGAUAUUUGCUUGUGGCAAUAUUCUUUCUACCCAGUUUGUGUGAGAGAAGUUAACGUGGGAUGCAAUAAGUAGUCCAGAGUUGAAAAAUGUGAAUUUUCCCCUUUCGGUGUCUUGUAAACGAUCAGGGUGUGCAUAAUAACAUAUGUAAAUAGAAUUGCAUUACAGAGGGCGGGUAAUCCUCUGGACUGAUAAUGAAGAAAUUAAUAAUUGAACGCGUCAAGCGAUCUACCAAAACACAUUAGUGCCUCUGCUCAAUAGACUGUUUCUACUUGGCGACAAUAUAAUGAUUCAUGUUUUGUUUCUUUAGUGCACUUUCUCAACGUUCAUAUGUACGCUUUAAUGACUACAGUGUGUGAUUCCCUUAUAUUGUACAAAGUACUACCUAUCGCAGAGCUACAUAGUGUAAUACUCUGAGAUUAUAUUUAAGUUUGUAAAGAGUGUUGUACAGUGAAACAAUACAGUGUAUAUUAGUAACAUGUACAGUAUCCCCCCUAUCAUUUUUUAUAUAAAAGUUGUGUGGCACAAACAUUGAAUACCCAUGCAUAACAUGAUAUAGAUAUGAGAAACUGUAAGUCUAGGCAUGGAAAUUGUUGAUAUUCUUCUCUUGUAAGCUGAGCCAAUGUAAUUUAUUUUCUAAUAAAGGUUUGAGACUGA